Dama dama (fallow deer) is the source of this 3950-nucleotide messenger RNA. Its product is annotated as protocadherin beta-4. Gene Ontology annotation, molecular function: calcium ion binding. Gene Ontology annotation, cellular component: plasma membrane. The transcript has a single exon. Gene Ontology annotation, biological process: homophilic cell-cell adhesion. The record is from RefSeq and is a predicted model, not a curated record. Lineage: Eukaryota; Metazoa; Chordata; Mammalia; Artiodactyla; Cervidae. Bases 206 to 2596 code for a protein of 796 amino acids.
UCCUUUGCUGCAAGACGAACCACCACCACAAGAAAGAAGCUCUGCCAGCAGUACUGGGUUACCAACGAAUUUGGGCAGCGAUAUUCUAAACGAAUUUAAGAUUACAAGUAACUCUGUGACGAUUCUACCAAGCAAGAAAAUUGAAUACCUCUGGCCUUUUUCUGGUUGCUGAAGGGGGACUGGAUGUAAGCACCCUGGCUCCAACAUGGAGACGCUAGAGAGACUCCAACCCAACAGGCAAGUGACCACCUUUAUUUUGACGGUAUUCUUGUCUCAGGCUAACCCUGCGCCUAUUUGUUAUUCUGUUCUGGAAGAAACAGAGAGCGGCUCCUUUAUAGCCCAUUUAACCAAGGACCUGGGCCUGGGAAUUGGGGAGCUGAACGCCCGGUCGGCUCGGGUGGUUUGUGACGAUGACAAGCAGCGCUUGCUGCUGGAUCGUCAGACUGGAGAUUUGCUUUUGAAGGAGAAACUAGACCGGGAAGACAUGUGUGGCUCCGUUGAACCCUGUGUGCUGCAUUUCCAAGUAUUCCUGGAAACUCCAGUGCAAUUUUUUGAAGGAGAAUUAUUAAUACAGGACAUAAAUGACCACUCCCCAGUAUUCCCGAAUAGGGAAAUGCUUUUGAAAAUACCGGAAAACAGCCAGCCAGGGACUGUAUUUCCGUUGAAAUUAGCUCAGGAUUUGGAUGUGGGUAGCAACGGUCUUCAAACAUACACUAUCAACGCCAAUUCUCAUUUUCACGUUCUCACUCGAAAUCACAGUGAUGGCAAGAAAUAUCCAGAUUUGGUGCAGGACAAAGUGCUGGAUCGAGAGGAGCAGUCAGAGUUCAGCUUAACCCUAAUGGCGCUGGAUGGUGGGUCUCCACCUAGGUCCGGCACCAGCAUGGUGCGAAUCCUGAUCUUGGACGUCAAUGACAAUGCUCCCGAGUUUAUGCACACUCCAUAUGAGGUGCAGGUUCUGGAAAACAGCCCCCUAGAUUCCCUAAUAGUUACAGUUUUAGCUAUGGAUGUAGAUGCUGGGAACUUUGGGACUGUUUCCUAUAGCUUGUUCCAAGCCUCAGAGGAAAUUAAACAAACUUUCUCAAUAAAUGAAGUCACAGGAGAAAUCCGACUGACAAAGAAAUUGGAUUUUGAACAAAUCAAAUCUUACCACGUGGAAACUGAGGCUACAGAUGGAGGAGGCCUUUCUGGGAAAGGCACUGUGGUCAUAGAGGUGGUAGAUGUGAAUGACAAUGCCCCAGAACUUACCAUAUCUUCACUCAUUAGCUCCAUCCCAGAAAAUGCCCCGGAGACCGUAGUCUCUAUCUUCCGAAUUCGAGAUAGAGACUCCGGAGACAAUGGAAAGAUGAUUUGCUCCAUUCCAGACAACCUGCCAUUUAUUCUAAGACCGACUUUCAAGAAUUUCUACACCCUGGUAACCGAUAGCCCUCUUGACAGAGAAAGUCAAGCCGAGUACAACAUCACCAUCACGGUCACUGACAUGGGAACCCCCAGACUGAAAACCCAGCACAACAUAACCGUGCUGGUGGCCGACGUCAACGACAACGCCCCCGCCUUCACCCAGACCUCCUACACCCUGUGGGUCCUCGAGAACAACAGCCCCGCCCUGCACAUCGGCAGCGUCAGCGCCACAGACACAGACGCGGGCGCCAACGCCCAGGUCACCUACUCGCUGCUGCCGCCGCCAGACCCGCACCUGCCCCUCGCCUCCCUCGUGUCCAUCAACCCCGACAACGGCCACCUCUUCGCCCUCACGUCCCUGGACUACGAGGCCCUGCGAGCCUUCGAGUUCCGCGUGGGCGCCGCCGACCGCGGCUCGCCGGCGCUCAGCAGCCAGGCGCUGGUGCGCGUGCUCGUGGAGGACGCCAACGACAACGCGCCCUUCGUGCUCUACCCGCUGCAGAACGCCUCGGCGCCCUGCACCGAGCUGGUGCCCAGGGCGGCCGAGCCCGGCUACCUGGUGACCAAGGUGGUGGCGGUGGACGGCGACGCGGGCCAGAACGCCUGGCUGUCGUACCAGCUGCUCAAGGCCACGGAGCCCGGGCUGUUCGGCGUGUGGGCGCACAACGGCGAGGUGCGCACGGCGCGGCUGCUGAGCGAGCGCGACGCGCCCAAGCAGCGGCUGGUGGUGCUGGUCAAGGACAACGGCGAGCCGCCGCUGUCGGCCAGCGUCACGCUGCACGUGCUGCUGGUGGACGGCUUCUCGCAGCCCUACCUGCCGCCCCCGGAAGCGGAAGCGGCGGCCGCGGCGCCGGCCGACCCGCUCACCGUCUACCUGGUGGUGGCCUUGGCGUCGGUGUCGUCGCUCUUCCUCUUCUCGGUGCUGGUGUUCGUGGCGGUGCGGCUGUGCAGGAGGGGCGGGGCGGGCUCGGCGGGUCGCUGCCCGGUGCCCGAGGGCCACUUCCCGGGCCACCUGGUGGACGUCAGCGGCACGGGGACCCUGUCCCAGAGCUACCAGUACGAGGUGUGUCUGACGGGAGAUCAUAGAACUGGUGAGUUCAAAUUCCUGAAGCCAAUAUUCCCUAACCUCUUGGUUCAGGACACUGAGAGAGAAAUCAAGGAAAGCCCCAACUGUAGAAACAGCUUUGUAUUCAGUUAAAUGCCGUAUUUGGUUAAGUGAGCCUCUCAAUUUUGUUAAGCCUAACUCACAUUGCAAUAUUUUCCUCUUAAGAGAUUGUAGUGUUACAGAAAUUUGUAUAUCUCUAUUCCAAACUUAUGCAUGUCUCUACUAAAUUUUCCUUUUAUAGUAUUCAUUGGAUUUAGCAUUUUUAGUUACAGUUGAUACUAUUUCUCCAUAUUUUACCUUCGGUUGGUGAUUAAUGUUUCCAUAGCUACAAAUUACUCAAGCGGUAAAAGAAAUUCUAUUAGUAUUUAAAUCAACCUCUUUUAAUGUCUUUUUAAGGAAACAGUUUAAAGCUUUUGCAUAAUCUUGAAUUUCUGUAUGUUUUUGGUGGUUUUCUUUACUUAUAUUUGCAAGGGCAGAGUGUUAGAAAUUCUUUGUAGGUACCUAGAGAUUCCUGUUCACCAUUCUACCAGGCUGUGCCCCACUAAAUAGCCAUGAGCAUAUAACUUAGCAUACUUGUAUCUCAUAAGUUUCACCUAAACAUGCAUUUUAUUAAAUUAUUAAUACACUACAAUUGUGACCUUAUCCUAUUCUGAGUACCAUAUAUGUUAGAGAUUAUUCAUUUGCUACUUACCUAGCACAUUGUAGUUGCUUCAUGAAUACUAAUAUUAAAAUAAAAAUAUUCUUAUUUAUAAAUAAGAGAAAAUCAUAUAUAAUUUGGUAUCAAAUUCUCUUCACUAAAAUAAAACUAAUUCACUGCUUGAUAACAUACUUAAAAAUCUUAGAACGUUAAGUAAACCCUAAAUCCUUUAGAAGGACUCAAGAGGUAGAGGGCAUCAUAUACUUUCCUGUCCUUCUUUUGCCCUAUUAAUAAAAGUUCAAAUGUAAGUACAAAGUAUGUGUUUUUCUUGGCUCUCAUACAGUUUUUCCAUAUCCUUCAAAAAAGGCACAAUUUCUCUUGAGUUUUGUUGAUUGUAUUCUAGUCUGUACUCUAAGUUAUUUUGUAAACAUGAGCAGCUUUUAUCAACAAAAUGAUGAUUUAUUUUUGAUGUCCAAAUGACCUUUUGUUUUUCCUUGUAGCUUUUGUGUAUUUUGCAUAAAUUUACUUUUUCAAUUAUGCUAACUUUCAAUAAUAAGAAGCAUUGUUUUUUCCUUUAAGACAAUAAGAAUAGAAAUAGAAAUUAAGAAAUAAACUUAUCUGAAUUAUAAUUGUUUUAUGUUGUGUUCAUUAGGCCAAUUAAGAUGAUUUGUGAUUUAUAACUAAAUUUAUAUAGCUAUACCUAUAAGACCACUUAUUGAACUUUUGGCACAAUAAGAGUAAUUAGAGUUUGCUUUAUAACCUAAGUAUUUAUUUUUAAAUCUCAAGUGUCAUCCUACUGGAAUUUAAUUA